This is a messenger RNA of Clarias gariepinus (North African catfish), 1409 nucleotides long. It is a transcript of the gene cdk10, whose product is annotated as cyclin-dependent kinase 10. The record is from RefSeq and is a predicted model, not a curated record. Gene Ontology annotation, molecular function: ATP binding; cyclin-dependent protein serine/threonine kinase activity. Bases 86 to 1186 code for a protein of 366 amino acids. Gene Ontology annotation, biological process: protein phosphorylation; regulation of mitotic cell cycle. Lineage: Eukaryota; Metazoa; Chordata; Actinopteri; Siluriformes; Clariidae. The transcript is spliced from 13 exons. Gene Ontology annotation, cellular component: nucleus.
GCUAACCAGAAGCUAACGUGAUGCUAACGCACUAGCGGCUCUGUGUUGCAGUGUGUGUGUGUGUGUGUGUGUGUGUAAGAGAGAGAUGGAGAACACGGCGGAUCCUGAGCCGGAGCCCAUCCGCCUCAAGUCUCUGAAAACCGGCCGGAGCUUCACUGUUCCACACACCGAGCGGUUGGGAAACUGCAGGAGUGUGAAAGAGUUUGAGAAGCUGAACCGCAUUGGAGAGGGAACAUACGGCAUCGUGUACCGAGCCCGUGACACACACACACAUGAGAUCGUGGCCCUUAAGAAGGUGCGCAUGGAUAAAGAAAAGGAUGGAAUCCCUAUCAGCAGUCUAAGAGAGAUCACGUUGCUCCUCAGACUCAGACACCCAAACAUAGUGGAGCUGAAGGAGGUGGUGGUGGGGAGCCAGCUGGAGAGUCUGUUUCUGGUGAUGAGUUACUGUGAGCAGGAUUUGGCCAGCCUCCUGGAGAACAUGCAGUCUCCCUUCUCAGAAGCACAGGUGAAGUGUAUCGUUCUGCAGCUGCUCAGGGGUCUGGUGUAUCUUCACCAAAACUUCAUACUGCACAGGGACCUGAAGGUGUCUAAUCUGCUGAUGACGGAUAAAGGCUGUGUGAAGAUCGCGGAUUUUGGCCUGGCGCGUGUGUAUGGCGUCCCGCAGCAGCCCAUGACCCCUAAAGUAGUGACACUGUGGUACAGAGCACCUGAGCUCCUGCUGGGAACCAAGAAUCAGAGCACCGCACUGGACAUGUGGGCAGUAGGGUGUAUCUUGGCUGAACUCCUGGCCCAUAAGCCCCUGUUGCCCGGCAGCUCAGAGAUCCAACAGCUGGAUCUGAUCGUGCAGCUAUUGGGAACGCCGAACGAGAACAUCUGGCCGGGUUUCUUGCGGCUCCCCCUGGUGGGUCAGUACAGUUUGAGGAAACAGCCAUACAACAACCUGAAGAACAAAUUCACCUGGCUGUCAGAGGCUGGACUCCGCCUCCUUAACCUGCUCUUCAUGUACAACCCCCAACGCAGGGCCUCAGCAAAGGACUGUUUGGAGAGCUCAUACUUCAAAGAGAAACCACUGCCGUGCGAGCCGGAGCUCAUGCCCACUUUCCCUCACCAUCGGAACAAAAGGGCGGGACCUGUAGUCGAGAGCCAAUCAAAACGGACCAAGGCGGGCCCCUCCCUCGCAUCCUGACCCUUGACACCCAAUCAGAAAAGAGUUGUAGCCCUGGAGCCAAGAGCCAAUCAGAAUGAAGCACCUCCUCAGCCAAUUAGAAGGAAGUGAUAUAGGGAAGUGUGGUACUAGGUCCUCGAGAUUAGAUCUUCACAGCACACCUGAGACAGGUUGUACAUGACUGCUCAGGUGUGUGUGUGUGUUCCUGAGGAGGAGAUCAGGAUUCUGGUGUGUGUGUAUGUGU